AUGUCUGGAGCCGCCCAGCACCAUCAGUUUGCAUCCGCCUCUGCCUCCGCCUCUGCCUCAUCCUCGUCCCGUUCGCCCCCGAACGCGCGCACGCCGCCGUCCACCGACGACCGCGACCUCCUCGACCACGACCACGAGAACAACCACGGGAGUGACCACGAUACUGCCGCCCAGGGCCACGCCCUCGACCCUGGCCCUCUUGGCCAAGACUUGAGCGCCCCAUUGUCCUUCAAGCGCAGGUCCAAGCAGCCUGCGCCGGCUGGCCCAUCACGCUUCUUCUCGUCCCUCGCAGGCUCGCCCUCGGCCCCUCGACCAGACGCCUCGUCUCCUCAGCGGCACCAGCGCGGUGGAAACAUUUCCGUCACCACAGCUUCACCGCCGAGAGCCGGCUCCAAAGAUGGAGGGUCCCACGACUGGUACGCCGAAGGCCCCGGCCGACGAGUCGCCUACGAGGACAUGACGGCCAUUGACUGGAUCUUCGAGUACACCAAAGAACGGCAGCGAAUGCGUGUGCUGUCGUCCAACGCCAGCGGAAUCACGGGCUGCCUCCAGCACCUCGUUGACGCCAGUCAAGUCUGGCUCGUACUGGUCCUGACCGGUCUGCUCGUCGGCGCAGUUGCCGCGGGAAUCAACGUAUCGAGCGACUGGCUUGGAGACCUGAAGCUGGGCUUCUGUUCCAGCGGCCCCGAGCGCGGCCGUUUCUAUCUCAACAAGAACUUUUGCUGUUACGGCUAUGAUCAAGGCUCCAAGUGUGCUGGAUGGAAGAAUUGGAGCGAGGCUCUCGGUGUGCGUGCUGCCGGGGGAAGAUGGGUUGUGGAGUACAUUUUCUAUCUCCUCUUUUCUACAACACUAGCAUAUUGUGCUGCGCUUCUCGUGCAGGAAUACGCCAUGUAUGCCAAGCAUAGCGGUAUCCCCGAGCUCAAGACAGUCCUGGGUGGCUUUGUCAUGAGAAGAUUCCUGGGAACUUGGACGUUGAUCACGAAAUCCAUUGGUCUGGUUCUUGCUGUAUCGUCUGGCAUGUGGCUCGGAAAGGAGGGACCUCUGCAACUCUCGUACUACUUUCCGGACAAGACCAUGUGGCAGAGCUUUGUAUGUGCCAUGACCGCGGCUGUCUGUUUGCAGGCCUUUGAUCCGUUCCGGUCGGGCAAGCUCGUCCUGUAUCAGACCAAGUACAGCGUGGAUUGGCACGGCUUUGAAAUCGUCCCUUACGCCAUUCUGGGCGUCUUUGGAGGCGUCUACGGGGGUCUAUUCAUUCGCACCAACAUGGCCGUUGCGCGUUGGAGGAAGACGCAGAGCUGGCUUCCUGGGCCGGUUUUUCAAGUCCUUGCUGUGGCCCUCCUCACAGCUCUCAUCAACUAUCCCAAUUUUUACAUGAAAGUCCAGUCUACAGAACUCGUCUCGAGCUUGUUCUCCGAGUGCUCCCGUGUCCUUGACGACCCCAUCGGCCUUUGUAGGACGGGCACAGCGUCGGCAGGGACCGUCGUGCUGCUCAUUUUUGCUGCGGUAUUGGGCUUCUUUCUCGCGAGCAUCACCUUUGGCCUCCAAAUCCCCGCCGGCAUCAUCCUUCCAUCCAUGGCAAUUGGCGCACUGACCGGCCGCGCCGUGGGCAUCGUCAUGGAGAUGUGGGCUCACAACCACCCCGAGUUCUUCGUCUUCGCCUCCUGCGCACCAGACCUCCCCUGCAUCACCCCGGGAACCUACGCCAUCAUCGGCGCAUCUGCCGCCCUGGCCGGCGUGACUCGAAUGACCGUCUCCAUUGUCGUCAUCAUGUUUGAGCUCACCGGCGCCCUGACCUACGUCCUGCCCAUCAUGGUAGCCGUCAUGACGUCCAAAUGGGUGGGCGACGCCUUCUCUCGCCGCGGCAUCUACGAGUCGUGGAUCCAUUUCAACGAGUAUCCGCUCCUGGACAACUCCGAAGAAAUGACCAUCCCCGACAUCCCCGCAUCCCAGAUCAUGACCCGGAUCGAGGAUCUGAACGUCCUCACCGCCACCGGCCACACAAUCGCCUCCCUCAACACCAUCCUCCGGGCGCACGCCCACCGCGGGUUCCCCGUCAUCUCGGACCCCCGCGAGGCCAUCCUGCUGGGAUACAUUUCUCGCGCAGAGCUGAGCUACAACAUCCGCACUGCGACGCAGGCGCCGCGUUCCUUGCCCGCGGAGACGGAAGUCUUCUUUUCGCACCAGCCGCUCGCCGACCCCCGCACGACACUUGAUCUUCGUCCGUGGAUGGACCAGACCCCCCUGACGCUUCCGUCCCGCACGAACCUGCAUCUUGCGGUGACGUACUUUCAGAAGCUCGGUCUUCGGUACGUGCUCUUUGCUGAUCGGGGGGUCCUGCAGGGUAUUCUCACCAAAAAGGACGUCUGGUACGUCCUCAACGGGGCAGACGAGACGAGGAGGACGGGGACCGCGCCGGCAGGGAACACACGGGCCGGCGGUCCGGGCGGCAUCCAACGUGCGCAGGAGAGCGGCGAGGACCACGGGUUGCUGAGGGUCGAGGACGCAGAUGAUGCGGCGAGUAUAUUGUAG
Molecule: messenger RNA, 2529 nt
Organism: Metarhizium album ARSEF 1941
Lineage: Eukaryota; Fungi; Ascomycota; Sordariomycetes; Hypocreales; Clavicipitaceae
Product: Chloride channel, voltage gated
Exons: 5
Coding region: 1-2529 (842 amino acids)
Biological process (GO): transmembrane transport; chloride transport
Cellular component (GO): Golgi apparatus; early endosome; membrane
Molecular function (GO): voltage-gated chloride channel activity
Source: RefSeq, a predicted model, not a curated record